Fulmarus glacialis (Northern fulmar) is the source of this 1708-nucleotide messenger RNA. RefSeq names its product transmembrane protein 5 (gene RXYLT1). Gene Ontology annotation, molecular function: ribitol beta-1,4-xylosyltransferase activity. The record is from RefSeq and is a predicted model, not a curated record. Gene Ontology annotation, cellular component: Golgi apparatus. Bases 44 to 901 code for a protein of 285 amino acids. Lineage: Eukaryota; Metazoa; Chordata; Aves; Procellariiformes; Procellariidae. Gene Ontology annotation, biological process: protein O-linked glycosylation via mannose. The transcript has 3 exons.
CAUCACUGGUCCAUCUGUAGUUCCUGGCUACUUCUCCGUUGACAUGGAAAAUGUUGUGCUAGUUCUGAAUGGAAGAGAAAAAGCAAAGAUCUCUUACGCCACUCAGUGGUUGCAUUAUGCACAAACGUUAAUUCAUACUCACAAAAUACAGCAUGUAGCCGUUGUGCUGCUUGGAAAUGAGCAGUGCAACAAUGAAUGGAUUCAACCAUACCUGAAAAGACAUGGAGGAUUUGUAAAUUUACUCUUUGUUACAUAUGACUAUGCGUUGGUAAAUGAAGAAGAUAUUUUCCAGUGGCCUUUAGGAGUAGCUACCUACAGAAAUUUUCCAUCUGUAGAACCCAGCUGGUCAAUGCUACAUGAUCCAAGAUCAUAUCUAUGUAAUUUCUUAGGAACAGUUUAUAGGAACUCUUCUAGGGAAACCCUAAUGGAAAUUCUGAAGCAGGAUGGGCUUGAUAAACUUUGCUGGAUUGCAGCCAGAGAACAGUGGCAGCCUCAAGAAACAAAUGAAAGUUUCAAAAACUAUCAAGAUGCCUUGCUGCAGAGUGAUUUGACGUUGUGCCCAGUGGGAAUAAAUACAGAAUGCUAUAGAAUUUAUGAAGCUUGUUCAUAUGGAUCUCUGCCUGUUAUAGAAGAUGCAAUGACACCGGGUGAUUGCGGAAAUUCAUCAAUGUAUCACAGUGCUCCAUUACAAUUAUUAAAAACCAUGGGGGCUCCAUUUAUCUUUAUUAAAAACUGGAAAGAGCUUCCUGCUGUUCUAGAGAAAGAAAAACAAAUGAGCUUACAAGAAAAGAUUCAAAGGAGAAAAAAGCUUAUAGAAUGGUAUCGAAACUUCAAAGCAUGGAUGAGACAGAAAUUCAUUAAUACUUUGGAAAAUUCUUUUUUGCCCAGUGAUAAAGGAUAAAUUGUCCCUUUUGAAAAUCUAGAAUAGAUUGAAAACUUAAUUUCCAUUAACCUUCUGAGGAAGCUUUUAUACAAAAGAAAUCUCACAGGGCAGAUGCAUUCCUUUUGAAGUCAACAGAAUUGCGCUAGCUUGGCCAAGAGCUAUGUUUGGCCCUCCAUCCUUAACAAUUUUCAGAGGUUGUUGACUUAGCAGGAUGGUAGUCUGUAAGAAUGACAACAAUUUUAUUACUCUUUUUACAAUUUCCAUGUUGGUGUGUGACGUGAUAAAUUUUUUCUUAGGAGAGUAUCUUUGAGUAUGUGAACUUGUUAAAAUCCAACAUGAGUACAACAGUUGUGUUUGAAGAAAAGAGAAGAAUGAAAGCUGUAUGGUACGGAGUAAUUUAUUAUGUAGACUAAAGAAGAAAAGUAUGAUUAUAGCAAAAUUGCCAGGUUUAGCACAAUCAUUAAGAUAUAUCCUGGUAAGUGCUUGUUUUGAAAAUGUGAACUGUUUACUUGAUUGACGUUUCAUUUCCAAGAAAGUGGCCAUAAUGCUCAUUAAACACUGUGGAAUAAAAAUUUAUAUUUCAAGGUAAAAAUAGAGAACUCUUUCUUAGAAAUAUUUCAUAGCAAUGUAUUUCCCCUUUAAUUUCAGAUAUCAUAAUUGCUUUCUUUCAUUUCCAUUUAGUCUUGGGACAUAUCUUUCUGAAGUUCUGCUGCGGGAGCAUUCAUUACCUGCAGUUACAGCUGCACAUUCUGAACAUGAGGCCUUAAACAUGAAUUUGCUUGUAGCUUAUCUGAUUUCUCAAAAUCUGCUGAAACUUGUCAACUC